Messenger RNA from Asterias rubens (European starfish), 2788 nucleotides. Its product is annotated as ras-related protein Rap1-like. Bases 586 to 1614 code for a protein of 342 amino acids. Lineage: Eukaryota; Metazoa; Echinodermata; Asteroidea; Forcipulatida; Asteriidae. The record is from RefSeq and is a predicted model, not a curated record. Gene Ontology annotation, molecular function: GTP binding; calcium channel regulator activity; GTPase activity. Gene Ontology annotation, cellular component: plasma membrane. The transcript has 4 exons.
UUGAUGAGGCAGCACACCGAUGUAGCAGUGACGUACAACCUGCUCUCCAGCCUUAUGUGGAGAAGAGUGUGAUUCGCUGCAGCGCGAAGCUCCACCACACAAUAAGUUGCUACACUGUGGGACAAUGUAGGCCUGGUCAAAGCCUGUAUCCACUUCGAUUGUACUCAAGCAAGCGCGCAGCGUGUGACUGCACUAUGUUGUUUAAUUGUAAAUAAUAUGCUUGUUGUGAGGACGGAAAUCAUCAGAUGCGAGUUCAGAGCUCGCCUGAGCAGUAUUUAACCAUCUGUAUAGAACAACAACCAGACUACCCUGUCGAUUUACCGUUUGAGUUUAUUUAUACACCUGUCAACUGAUAAUGCCUGGUGUUUCUUUGUAACUCCAAGGGGAACACGUUACUGCAUCUUCGGGAUUGACUCACAGUUUUCAGGGAACUGAGCCAAGUUCCACGGACUCUCUUCCCUUCUUAUAAAAGAUUUGGUGCUCCCGGGGUUGGGAGCAUUGCAACGAAAGACGGCAGCCCGACUCCUCGACAAGCAGGCCCGACGUGCCUCUGCUGCUGCUUCAGACCCUGCGCUAGCUAGCCACAUGAUUGAACGGAACAUCAAAAGAGGGGUCCGGCCCGGGGCUCUGGACCCUCACCACCACCGGGCGUCUACCCCGAACCAUCACCAUCAUCACCCCUACGACGAUGACGACCAUUGGCUGGACCAGCCAGCCUCACCCAUCAGUACUGUGACCAAGUCGUUGCACUGGAGUAUAGCGGACAUGACAAUCAGGCAACAGCAAGAACAUAGCUACAGAGGGAGAAGUUCAAGCCUCCCUUUCUUAUCACUCAAAGAUCUUCCAGUACUUCAGCAACCCCCUGUUCUCAGAGUGGUUCUCCUCGGUAGCCCAGGGGUGGGGAAAUCAGCGCUACUCCAGCAGUUUUCAUCCUCGUUCUUCACCGAUGUCAACGACUACGAAUCAAUGCUUUCAGAUAAUCAAGAAGACGAAUUCUACGAGAAAACGGUCGAGAUAGAUGGCCAGAUUACAUCGCUACAUAUCUUAGAUACACCCUCUUACGGCCAGGCUGCCUUCGAGGAUAAGGAAGAGCAGUAUCUCUCGGCCGGGGAUGCCUACCUCCUCGUCUACUCUGUUACGGACCGGCGAAGCUUCAAGAAGGCCAAUGAACUCCGGUUUAAACUCCAACGGAGCAAAGAGACCGAAACAGUUCCAAUCAUCCUCGUAGGCAAUAAGACGGAUCUAGAGCGGUCCAGGGAGGUUUCAUUCGCAGAGGGGAAGCACUUUGCAGCCCUGUUCGACUGCAAACUCAUCGAGACCUCCGCCGCUAUCUCCCACAACGUCGAGCAGUUAUUCCACGGCGUGGUCCGGCAGUUCCGGCUCCGGAGUCGUCUCAAGUCGGACGAGGAGGAAUCCGGGAGCAGGGGUAGCAUGGACUCCACUGGGAAGGUCAGUCCAUGUAGACAGAGCAUCGCUUCGCAGAAGAGACGGAGGUCGUCCAUGCUAAACCGAGCACGGGGGGUCCUAGAGAGAAUACUUAGACGUCGGAGCGCUGAUGAGCCACCCGGGUAUCGCGCACGUUCAAAAUCAUGUCAUGUCAUGGAAGUACUAUAGGUACGACAUAUACUAAUGUAUUUUCUGUAUAUACUCAUUGUAAAUACCUUGUAAUUGCAAAACCUAUUGGAGCAUAAUGUUUCUGACGUCAUGAAGUAAUGAUAUACGUCAUUUAGUGUUAUGAGAAACUGCUUUAAUUUACAUAUUCAUGAUUAAGUUAUAAUUAUUCCCAUUAUACCAUCUUCAAAUGGCUACAAUUACAUCAAUGCAAUCACUCAGUUGACGAUAAGUCAGAUUAUUUCACUGGCACUGGCUUCCUUUCAACAGAGCCUAUUCAAAUCGCAAUUCACCCACUCCCCUGACUUCUGGUCCCGCUCAUUGUAUUACAUUACUGAUAAAAGAGGCCUAGAAACGGCCCCAAUCCCAAGCCUAUACCUAGUUUUUAAAAAAGGCUUAAAACAACGACCGUCAACUACGGCAAUGGAUGUUUGCUGCAGCGGUUGAAGAGGCUUCCAAAUUAAUUUGGUCAAAGCCGUCAAUUUUAGUGCCCGGGUCUGAAAAGUCUUUAGAGAAAAGCUAGUCUGGUCCCUGCAAAUAAAAUAAAACGAGGUUGCAUUAUGUUAACCAAUCAAACACACCAUGUUUUCUUAUUAGAACUUCAAAUUAGCAUUCUUUUGACAAUAUUAGUUCAGAAUGUAAUCAAACUUAUUAUUAAAUUGUGAAUUAUUUAUGUACGGUCGGGAAUAAUCACAUUUAGGUGCACUUAUUGAAGUUCUAUUAGAACAGGUUUCAUUCAUAAUGUCAAAGCUGGCUCCACGGCUGGCGGUGGUGCAGCAGUUAAAUUGCAUCACAAGGACUUGCAAAUGUUGUGGGUUCAAAUCCCUCAAAACUUCACUGAGGCCCAGUGGUUAGACUGCAUUACUUGCAUUACUUACUCACGAGGCUGUGGGUUCAAAUCCUUCCAAACUAACCGAUGAUUUCACAAUGACUAGAAAAUUGGCGUCUAGUUACUGAAAUGCAAUUUCAUGAUUUGUGCAAUUCAUAAUCAUAGACGUGACACUAAUGUUAGUGAGAGAGAUUGGCUGUUGCCAGCUUGUGUUAACAUUCCCUUGUUUGAGUUUGCCGAGUUCAUUUGCCGGGAAAAUCAUAUAAACAACCGCUGUACUUAGACAACCAAUAACCGCAAGAAACGUAAACUUUGUUUGCUGGUGUUCGUUUUGCUGUAAAAAAAAGU